This is a messenger RNA of Cantharellus anzutake, 2004 nucleotides long. RefSeq lists its product as uncharacterized. The record is from RefSeq and is a predicted model, not a curated record. The transcript is spliced from 7 exons. Bases 99 to 1553 code for a protein of 484 amino acids. NCBI's taxonomy places the organism in Eukaryota, Fungi, Basidiomycota, Agaricomycetes, Cantharellales, Hydnaceae.
UGCCAACCGCAGCCACUUAAUAAGUUAAUUGAGGUUAGGAAUUGAGCGCGCCAUCCCGUUCGCUGCGCGUCCUACAACGUCGCUUGCGGGCCAAGGCUAUGUUGUUACCUGUGCUUCUUGUAGGCUGGGUUUCUUGCGCAGUGGCUUAUCUUCCUGCUGUUCCCACCAACAAUGUGUCGGCUGUUCACGUCAAUGCCUCGAUGGUCGUACUUGAAUGGUCUGGGGGUGUGUACAGCCGCGAUGUCUCUUAUCAGCUAGUAGGCUCAACUACCACCGGGAUCGACAAGGGAGCGCUGGUCCAUUUCGCUGAAACUAAUGCUACCCAACCUUUUGCGACUACCCCAUGGAUUGCUCUCAUAUCAUGCGACCAAAAUUACACCUGGCCCAAUGGCACACUUCAUAAUGACAGUUACGACGUAUUGUCUAUGGCGAACGAUCUGGGCGCAAUUGCAGCCCUACUCUACACCACAAAUUCCGAGGCUUGUCUGAUAAAUCCCGAGUUUUCCAACCCAAAGCUUUUCGACCAAAUCAUGGAUAUAUUCACAACCGUCUCGAAAAGUUCGGCAAGUGGGAAAUUGAACGAUUCGUUCUCCCAGGUGGAGUCAUAUAUCAGCGGUGCUCCUCCGCAGCCGGGGUUCAUGAUGUCCAGUCUGACCGUCAAUUCAACAUUCCAUCCCAACAUUACUACACCUCCUCCUCCCACACAUCUUCCAAGGGAUCUGGGGGGUCCUCCAACACUAGUUUGGCGAUGUGGGAUUUUGUUGUACUCAGUCACUGGUUGCGUCUCCGUGCUCUUCUCCAUUGUCGUCAUAUCCGGGGCAGUUCGUGCUUUCCGAUACCCCGAUAGAUAUGGCCCCCGAUCAGGAAAUGAGCCUCACACAGGCCCUGGCCUGCAUCCUGGCCCACGCACCCGAACUCAGGGCCUCACGCGUGCGAUGUUGGAUAGCUUCCCCCUUAUCAAGUUCGGCCAAUCUGACAACAAUGCACCGCCGCAGCAUAGACAGAUGGAGAGGAUGCUGUACCCUAAAUUCGAUGGAGAAGAUGUGGAGCGGCAUGCGGGUGUCCGGGCCCCAGAUCACGGGCAUGCGGACUCUACCAUUAUGGAGGAGAUCAACGGCGCGGUGGAGGGCCCCGCGCCAACAAUCGCUGGACAACGGGAGUCUAGAUCCGAGGAGGUGGAUCCUGCCACCAUAGGACGCGAGACUUGCCCUAUAUGCAUCGUUGACUUUGAGAACGGCGAUGAUGUCCGGGUAUUGCCGUGUGAGGGCAAGCACCGGUUCCACCAGGGGUGCGUGGAUCAAUGGUUGUUGGAGCUGUCAACCUCGUGCCCCAUCUGCCGGGCCGAUUUCAAUACUCUUGAUGCAACUGCUGGCACGAAUAUACAUUUCCCCGAAAUGCCUGAAGUCCACUCCCCGUCAUCUUCUGCAGCUUCUGGACCUGCGGCAGGGAAUACGCCGAAAUAUUCAGCUUCACUAUUCCCAAGAUAUCUCGGAGUCUCGCGUAGAAGCCACGAGGGGGCAACCAAUGAUGCCGGUACUUCGCAAAUGCGCUGAACAAGGUCAUCCAAUCCCCGCCUCGCCUGGCGCGUCACCGUGUGCAGCUUUCUCCCACGUUAUAUAUCCAGAAUGACAAUGUUCAAUCUUCGCCUGACGCCGUACCAUCAUACGCAUUCCCAAAUAAUCGGGCCUUCAUGUUGGCAUCCUCGAAUCCCACCGUUGGUUUCGAUCCUGGGUCUCUUUCAGAAUUCUCGUACACCCAUUAUUGCUCAGUUCUUUACGACAGGAUUCUGCUUUCCGCGACCGUCACCGUCUCUAACGCAACAGCAGCACCGCCACUAGUUGUAUCACGGAGUCAUUCCCCUUGUUUGAACAUCUCAAGCUCCAAAGCGCCACCGGAGCUCACGGACUUUCUGGAUUUGCUCACCGUCUGACCCUAAUAUCUGUACAUUGUUUGUAGUCUAGCUAACAUGUAUUAUCAACUGUGGGCCCGACUCCAUGUGUCAAC